Molecule: messenger RNA, 9162 nt
Organism: Mastomys coucha (southern multimammate mouse)
Lineage: Eukaryota; Metazoa; Chordata; Mammalia; Rodentia; Muridae
Gene: Tnks
Product: tankyrase
Exons: 27
Coding region: 68-4027 (1319 amino acids)
Cellular component (GO): nucleus; cytoplasm
Molecular function (GO): NAD+ poly-ADP-ribosyltransferase activity; protein binding
Source: RefSeq, a predicted model, not a curated record
CUAGAAUCCGGAAGUGAGGGCGGGCGGUGGCGCCGUUGCCGCAGUGACAGUACGGGGGAGUGGGAAGAUGGCGGCGUCGCGUCGCUCUCAGCAUCAUCACCACCAUCAUCAGCAACAGCUCCAGCCCGCCCCAGGGGCUUCGGCUCCGCCACCGCCACCUCCCCCGCCGCUCAGCCCCGGCCUGGCUCCUGGACCCACCCCUGCCUCGCCCACGGCCGGCGGCCUGGCGCCCUUCGCCUCCCCGCGGCACGGCCUGUCGCUGCCGGAGGGGGAUGGCAGCCGGGACCCGCCCGAUAGGCCGCGAUCUCCGGACCCGGUGGACGGCGCCGUCUGCACGGUGGCUGCUACGGCCGCAGUCCCGGCAGCUUCCGCCGCCGUCGGGGUCGCUCCCAGCCCAGCCGGCGGCGGCGGCGGCGGCAACAACUCCGCGUCGUCCACUUCUUCCCCGACUUCGUCUUCGUCUUCCUCCCCGUCCUCCCCUGGCUCGAGCUUAGCGGAGAGUCCCGAGGCGGCCGGAGUUGGCUCCACAGCAACUUUGGGACCGGGGGCGGCGGGCCUCGGCCCGGGGGUCCCAGCCGUGAGUGGGGCCCUGCGGGAGCUGCUGGAGGCCUGUCGAAAUGGGGACGUGUCCCGGGUAAAGAGGUUGGUGGACGCCGCGAACGUGAAUGCAAAGGACAUGGCCGGCCGAAAGUCUUCUCCCCUGCACUUCGCAGCAGGUUUUGGAAGGAAGGAUGUUGUAGAACACUUGCUGCAGAUGGGUGCUAAUGUCCAUGCCCGUGAUGAUGGGGGUCUCAUCCCACUUCAUAACGCCUGCUCUUUCGGUCAUGCUGAGGUCGUGAGUCUGUUACUGUGCCAAGGAGCAGAUCCGAAUGCCAGAGAUAACUGGAACUAUACACCUCUGCAUGAAGCUGCCAUUAAAGGGAAAAUUGAUGUCUGUAUUGUGCUGCUGCAGCACGGAGCCGAUCCAAACAUCCGGAACACCGAUGGGAAAUCAGCUCUGGACCUGGCAGAUCCUUCAGCAAAAGCUGUCCUCACAGGUGAAUACAAAAAAGACGAACUCCUAGAAGCUGCUAGGAGUGGUAAUGAAGAAAAACUAAUGGCUUUACUGACUCCUCUAAAUGUGAAUUGCCAUGCAAGUGAUGGGCGAAAGUCUACGCCAUUGCACCUGGCAGCAGGCUACAACAGAGUUCGCAUAGUUCAGCUGCUUCUACAGCAUGGUGCUGAUGUCCACGCAAAAGACAAAGGCGGACUUGUACCUCUUCAUAAUGCAUGCUCAUACGGACACUAUGAGGUCACAGAACUGCUGCUAAAGCAUGGAGCUUGUGUUAACGCUAUGGAUCUGUGGCAGUUCACACCACUGCACGAAGCUGCUUCCAAGAACCGUGUAGAAGUCUGUUCUUUGUUACUUAGUCAUGGUGCCGAUCCAACCUUGGUUAAUUGCCAUGGCAAAAGUGCUGUCGAUAUGGCUCCAACUCCUGAGCUCCGGGAAAGACUGACAUAUGAAUUCAAAGGCCAUUCUUUACUACAAGCCGCCAGAGAAGCAGACCUGGCCAAAGUUAAGAAAACACUUGCUUUGGAAGUCAUUAACUUCAAGCAGCCACAGUCUCACGAAACUGCAUUGCACUGUGCUGUGGCCUCCUUGCAUCCCAAACGAAAGCAGGUGGCAGAGCUGUUACUUAGGAAGGGAGCCAAUGUCAAUGAAAAAAACAAGGAUUUCAUGACCCCGUUGCAUGUGGCAGCUGAAAGAGCUCAUAAUGACGUCAUGGAAGUCCUGCAUAAGCAUGGAGCAAAGAUGAAUGCACUGGAUAGUCUUGGUCAGACUGCUUUGCAUAGAGCUGCCUUAGCUGGCCACCUGCAGACCUGCCGCCUCCUGCUGAGUUAUGGCUCUGAUCCUUCCAUCAUCUCCCUGCAAGGCUUCACAGCGGCGCAGAUGGGGAAUGAAGCAGUGCAGCAGAUUCUGAGCGAGAGUACUCCUAUACGUACUUCGGAUGUAGACUAUCGACUCUUAGAAGCAUCGAAAGCUGGUGACUUGGAAACUGUGAAGCAACUCUGCAGCCCGCAGAAUGUGAACUGCAGAGACCUGGAGGGCCGGCACUCCACGCCCUUACACUUUGCGGCUGGCUAUAACCGCGUGUCUGUUGUUGAGUACCUCCUACACCAUGGAGCUGAUGUCCAUGCCAAAGACAAAGGUGGCUUGGUUCCCCUUCAUAAUGCCUGCUCCUAUGGACACUACGAGGUGGCUGAGCUCUUGGUGAGGCACGGAGCUUCUGUCAAUGUGGCGGACUUGUGGAAAUUUACCCCUCUCCAUGAAGCGGCAGCCAAGGGGAAAUAUGAAAUCUGCAAACUCCUUCUAAAACAUGGAGCAGAUCCAACUAAGAAGAACAGAGAUGGAAAUACACCCCUAGAUCUGGUCAAAGAAGGAGACACCGAUAUUCAGGACCUCCUGAGGGGGGAUGCUGCUCUGUUGGAUGCUGCCAAGAAGGGCUGCCUGGCCAGAGUGCAGAAGCUUUGUACUCCAGAGAACAUCAACUGCCGAGACACCCAGGGUAGAAAUUCAACUCCUCUCCACCUAGCAGCAGGCUACAAUAACCUGGAAGUAGCUGAGUAUCUUCUAGAACAUGGAGCUGAUGUUAAUGCCCAGGACAAAGGAGGUUUAAUUCCACUUCACAACGCAGCAUCUUACGGGCAUGUUGAUAUAGCAGCGUUACUGAUAAAAUACAACACCUGUGUAAACGCAACGGAUAAGUGGGCCUUUACUCCUCUUCACGAAGCUGCCCAGAAAGGAAGGACACAGUUGUGUGCCCUGCUCCUAGCGCACGGCGCAGACCCCACCAUGAAGAACCAGGAAGGGCAGACGCCUUUAGAUCUGGCAACGGCUGAUGACAUCCGGGCUUUGCUGAUAGAUGCCAUGCCCCCUGAGGCCUUACCUACCUGCUUUAAACCUCAGGCAACUGUAGUUAGUGCCUCUCUGAUCUCACCAGCAUCCACCCCCUCCUGCCUCUCUGCUGCCAGCAGCAUAGAUAACCUCACUGGCCCUUUAGCGGACCUGGCUGUAGGAGGGGCCUCCAAUGCAGGGGAUGGUGCCGCGGGUGCAGAAAGGAAGGAAGGAGAAGUUGCAGGUCUUGACAUGAAUAUCAGCCAAUUCCUUAAAAGCCUUGGCCUUGAGCACCUUCGGGAUAUCUUUGAAACAGAGCAGAUUACACUAGAUGUGUUGGCUGAUAUGGGUCAUGAAGAAUUGAAAGAAAUAGGCAUCAAUGCAUAUGGACACCGCCACAAGUUAAUCAAGGGUGUUGAAAGACUUUUAGGUGGACAACAAGGAACCAAUCCAUAUUUGACUUUUCACUGUGUGAAUCAGGGAACUAUUUUGCUAGACCUUGCUCCAGAAGAUAAAGAAUAUCAGUCUGUAGAAGAAGAGAUGCAGAGCACUAUCCGAGAGCACAGAGACGGUGGGAACGCAGGAGGCAUCUUCAAUAGAUACAACGUCAUUCGAAUUCAGAAAGUUGUGAACAAGAAGCUGAGGGAGCGAUUCUGUCACCGACAAAAGGAGGUGUCUGAGGAGAACCACAACCACCACAAUGAGCGCAUGCUGUUCCAUGGUUCUCCUUUCAUUAAUGCAAUUAUUCAUAAAGGGUUUGAUGAGCGACAUGCAUACAUUGGAGGGAUGUUUGGAGCUGGAAUUUACUUUGCCGAAAACUCCUCAAAAAGCAAUCAGUAUGUCUAUGGAAUUGGAGGAGGAACAGGCUGUCCUACACACAAAGACAGGUCAUGUUAUAUAUGUCACAGACAAAUGCUUUUCUGUAGAGUGACCCUUGGAAAGUCUUUUCUGCAAUUCAGCACCAUGAAAAUGGCCCAUGCACCUCCAGGACAUCACUCUGUUAUUGGUAGACCAAGUGUCAAUGGGCUGGCUUAUGCUGAAUAUGUUAUCUACAGAGGGGAACAGGCAUAUCCAGAGUAUCUCAUCACCUACCAGAUCAUGAAGCCGGAAGCCCCUUCACAGACCGCAACGGCAGCAGAGCAGAAAACCUAGUGAUUGCCCCUGGUAAAGGCCAGAGUGAUUCAAACCUGCAACUGGAUUACAGUGGAUUGCUUCCAACAGAAAAAUCAAUAUUAUCUAAAUCCCAACAGCCAAGAAAUAAGCUGUCUGUCUUUUAUCAAGCAUUGCUAGAGUGACGGCGCAGAGUGGGUCCCAAGCACACUCACCUGCCCUGGUCCCUUUGAGGAAACGGCUGCCAAGCGGCCUUGAACUUGUCUCAGGCCAUUUACAUUGCAGUUACCCAUUUCUGAAGCAAGAUGCUUUGCUCAAGAUGUAGAGAUGGGAAAAGAGAGUAUGCUGGCUUACACGUUCUUGGUUCAUACACUACAUUUUCUUUGUUGUGUUUGGCACAUGUGUAACAGACACAUGUGAUGGGCUCAUUUUUUAAUUUUGCCAAACAUGUUUGUUGAUGCCUAUUGUUGUCAUUGUUGUUACUUUGAAAAUGAGCCAGUGUCUUCCUGGGAUAUUUUGCACAGAGUCACACUGACUAAAAAUCAUUAGCAAUCCAGCCGGAGCUUCUGGCCGAGCAAGACACUGUUCCCAUGUCCCUGUUGUUAGAUUUGGUAUCUCUGCUUCUUGUGAACAUAAAGGAAAAGCAGCAGUAUUUAGUUUCCUUUUAUGAGGUGCCCCAUCUUCCCAUCUUAAAAGGAAGGGCACAAACAUCUCUUUGACCUAAAGAGUCAGAGCGAGGUGGACCAUUUGCUCUUUGCUGUCCGCAAGGUUCUCAGGACCAUGCUGCAGAUGUCAAAAGAGGGCCAGGGGAAGGUUUAAUGGAGGUGAUUAAUUCCCUGGUGGAGUAGCUAGAGAGCUGGGGGUUGAGGGGAAGUCCAGUGAGGAGGAGGGCGAGUGAAGCCCAGGGCUCUGGCUGCACCGGCAGACCUGGGGAUGUCUCAACAAACACUUUAGAAUCGUCUCCCCUGGUGUUACUUUUACUUCCAAAGUCAGUGUCCCAGCAUUUUACUCUCCUCUCUCUUUAGUUUAGAAAGCCAGGAUUCAAGCCCUACGUGAUAAAUAUGCACAAAUACAAGGACAUUUUGUUUACUCCUGAUCUGACCUUUAUCUUGAGUAGUAUAUGUCAGAUAGUUUAGAAAGAUCCUUUCUCUCAGUUUUUGAACCAUUUCUUCAAAGUUCUUAAUACAGUUGGACAAAGAAAACACAAGUUGAAACCAAAGGCAGUUUGACCUAUUUUUUUAGACACCGCUGAUAGAGAACCAUUUCUUUGUGAAAGUGCUGCUUGUAAUGGCAUUUGCCAGGUGCACAACACUGAGCAGAACCACGCUUCCUCCUGUUCCCUAUGGCCCUUAACUGAAUACUGAAUUGAAUGCAUUACUCUAGGUUCUACUCAGCUCUGAAGCAGAAGUCAUACAUACAGAGAGAAACAAUGUGACCCACUUAACCAUUUCAAUUGGAAGGCUGAAAACAAUUUAACUUUUUAUUUUUUAAUGCAAGCAUAUUAAACUGUGAUCAUCUUCAUUUCCCUGUCUUGAAGUACACAUUUCUCUUUUUAUUUAUUAAAUUUUUGUUAGCUUGAGUCCAGUGCUAGAACUAGGCAUCCAGUCUAGUGUGAAUAUUAUAGUUAUAUCUUGAAUGGGUUCUUCAAAAUGAAGUCAAGAAUUAGCCUCAGUUUUCCCUUUUGUUGAUGUUUCAGUGGCCUGAGCUGGGUGUUUGUGGUUUUGGCUGCAUGUUUAAUAGCAACUAGAGUACCCCAUGCAGAGCUUCAGAAUGCCAUGUUGGCUCAAGAGCUCUUCUCCUUCAUUCUUUUUUUCAUUCUGUUAACAAAGGGUUGAAGAAAUUGGCAUCUGUGUAGCUUUAGUAGCUAUAAUAUAUAUGUUAUUUGGCCUGACCUGAAUUAGUUUAAAAUGCUAAACACAGCUGUGAUUUUAAUUCAGUAACAAGUUACUAUGGUAUAGUAAAACAAACUAAAACAUGAGCCUCCGCCAACCAACCUCCAUUAUCCGGGCCUCACCUUGAGGAGUCCAUCUUGUUUCCCUAAACCACCAGGGCUGUGUGUCUCAUGUUCUGAGCUAAGUAAAAACACUGUAAGGAAGCCUUGUGUAGUGCCAGCGGUCUUAUAGUGACUCACAAAAUGCACAUAAAUGAGUUGUUUAAUAAGAAUCAGUCUGAAAAAAAAGGAAAAAAAAUUUAAAAUAAAUGGUCCAUAAAGCUAAUAGGUAUUUUCAGAACUUGAAAACCAAAGGUAUCAUGAGUAUAUUCAAGGGGACAAAAAGGCGAUUGUUUAGGAGUUCCUUGUACAGCAACAUAGACUCUACAAGAGCCCUCUGGAAUAGAAAGAAGAGCUUGGCAUUUGGCUGGCCUCUGUUUGAUUUCUUAUAUGUGCAUUAUUUAGAACUUCUGGCAGGUUUGGAACUCCAGCUUCCCUGCAGAACCACAGAGAGAAGGCAGGUGUCUCCCAGCUCUUCCAGGCCUUUGCCAGAGACCCGACAGUGCCAGUUUACCAGUUUGGCCAGCUUGGAUACUUAACUCAGGCAUAAAAUAAGCAAGCGCUCUGGGCAUGUCUGCCUGUACCUUUGCUUCUCCCCAAACUGCUAACCUAGUCUCAGAAGAUGCUCCUGUGCUCGCUCCAUCCACCUUUUUCCUUUCUUCAUCAUAAGUCUUACAUAGGAAUCCAGGUGUCCCUUACUUUCAUAUCAAUAUGGAACUGAGCUUAGUCCUCACCCACUUUCUGCUCAAAAGAUUCUGCCAGUUUGCUAACAGAUGGCAGCAUGGAAUCCAGUGUUUCAGUUCUAUGCAAAAACAUAUUGGCAGGACAGUCUGGAUUCUGACUCUGCUUUCCUUUGCUCACAGAACUCUGAGCAGCCUAAGCAGAGGAGCAGCACUAACAUCGCCUGGUGAGGGCAGCCAGCUCCCCUGAGCCCACACUUCUGACUGCACGCAUAGCUCGCUGAGCCCCACACUUCUGACUGCAUACAUAGCUCUUUGCUGUUGGAAUAGUACAGGGCACUUGGAAUAUAGAGAGAAGUACUUGAAUAUGGCAAGCAAAGCAGCAUAUGUUAACAUUUAUUAUCCUAUAUAUUAUUACAAACAGAUAUUAUUAACAUGUGGCUAAUGCUAGAAAACAGCAUUAGAAUGCAGUGCAUUGUCCCUGUUUUCCUCUACUGCAGUAUAUGCCCAGUUGCAUGAAGGGUACUUAGGCAUUGUUCCCUCUCCCCUUGUAAACAGUUGUCUUUGAAUUCCUAUAAAUGAAUGGCCUUGUAAACAAAAGUAUCUAUCUUUAAGCACAUCUCGCUGUCCUGUCCCCUUACUGUGUUUCUGUUGGGCCGAUCCGAUCAUCUUGCAUAGAGCUACAAACUAGAAUCACUCAGCAAACAUUGGGAAAUGACAUUAGAAUGGAUGUUUUCACGUAUCAGAUUUGAAGUUAAGGCAGUUACACAGAAAUGAGGGUGAUUGUGACAGUGGUAUUCAAACAAUUGCUGGCUACAUCUAGCACAUGAAAACGAUCACUUAAAAAAUGCCGCCCUAAAAAAGUGAAGCUGCUUCAGCCAACUUAGGCAUUCUGCAGUUAAUAGACAAUUAUGUAUUUCCUGUUUGAAAAAGCCUUAUCUAUGGCAGAAACUUUUUAACCUUUUCUAAUCUAGCAGUGAAACAUGAAUCCACUUCUUAAUAUUUGAAAUGUGUUUGUGAGUGGGCGUGUCUGUUCAUUUCAUACCUGAUAAGUGUGUUUUAUGGGGUAUAUUUUAUAAGUAAUAUUGUCACAUUUAGUGGAGUUGAUAUAGCCAGUCAGUUCCAGUUUCUCUCACCAAAGUUCUUUAGGCUCCAGGUCACCUGGUUUGGAGUAACACUGGUGGGAUUUCCAAACUUGUGUGGGGAUUCAUAGUAUGUGGUACUGUGUAGAGUCUGAGUGGUGUGGAAGUUGUUUUUUAGUCAUUUUAAAAUAUAUACACAUGAAACUUAAAACCUGUCGGAAGCUAAAGAUUUUAUGUCUUCUAUAAGAUCCAGUAUGAUGAGGUUAUGUGGCCAGUUUUAUACUAAUAGAGUUCUGCAAAAUUGAGGUGACACUCACCCUGUAGAGGGAGUUGUCACACAUGCACACCCCAAACACACACACACACCCUCCCUGUACACUUCCUAGCUCCUUUCCCUCCUUCCUUUCAGAGCUUUUCUUAUUUUUCAGAAUGCUUUUGCUAUCCUUCUCAAGUGGCCCUAGAUGCCCUUUGUUAACUCAGUUUGGUGGUGGGGUAUCCCUGAACCUCUCUCCCAGUGUGCAGAAAGGAAAGCUAGAAAAUGCUACAGUAAAUGAAGGAAAGGAACCGAGAGUUGUGACCGAGGUGACCAUGUUGUAUAGUAAAUGUAUUCACUACCCAGAACCCUGAAACUCGCCGUGUGUGUAAGGCCUGCUUCCGCUCCCUCCCAGUGUUCUAAGCUCAUCUUAUCUUUGUGGUAGUAAUAUUUGUCCUUAAUACCUACAAAACUAAAAAGGUACUUUGAUUGACAAGGUCUCUCAAGAACUUACAAACCCAGCUUUGAGGAAAUCUAGACUGCUCUGACAACAGCAUCUGGAGUUAUAAUAGUCAUUUCCUUCCUGUAGCGUCCCAGUCUGUGUAAAUAACCAGUGGAGUGCCCUUUCAUUUGUUGCUAGUGUUCUCUUUGUUUUUCCGGUCUCUGUGACCCACCAGUGGCAGGGGUUCCAGCUCCGCCUUCUUUUCUUUUGCAUCUGUCCAUCUGUAGGCUUGUCAGACAAAAUACAAGAUGCCCAGUUAGAUUGGAAUUUCAGGCAGUUUUCUAGCUCAAGUAUAUUUCAUAUUUGACAUCUGUGCAAUUUUUUAAAAGUUCAUUAUCUUAUCUGAAACUCAGAUUUUGACUGAAUAUCCUAGAUUUUUGUUUUCUAUGUAGUUUUUCUAAACCUGAUUGUCCUAGCAGUUUGAUCACAAAAGAGGCUCACAGCAUGGAAAUUCUCUGGUCUUUAUAGUUUCACUUGGAAUGGAAGACUUUUUUUUUUUCCCUCGCCUUCUACUUAUUUCUAAAAGAGGGUAUCAAGGAACUUAACCAGCCUUCAUGGUGGAUUUCUAUUUAAAACGUCUCUGUGAUUAUAUUUAACCUGUAAUUGUGCUUUGGCUUAAUGUCUUCAGUACUUGUAACGGAUUAAUAUUCAAUAAAAACAUUUUAAAGUA